AUGGCGUCUUUCAUAGUGUCGGCAUAUAAAUACAUUUUUCGUAGGAAGAAGACGAAAUGGCUUGAUAUUGAAGAUUUCAAUACCGACAAUCCAGGCGAGGAAAACAAGCUCAUGUUCCAGGCCUUUGAGUGGUUUGUGCCUAAUGACAAGAAACAUUGGCAACGGCUGCAGGCAGCCCUACCAAGUCUAAAGGCGAUCGGAGUGACUAGCAUCUGGCUUCCUCCGGGAUGUAAAGCCAUGCAUCCAUCCGGAAAUGGCUAUGAUAUCUAUGACCUUUACGACCUAGGCGAGUUCAAUCAGAAAGGGACAAAAGCGACCAAGUGGGGCACUAAGGAAGAGCUUGUUUCUCUUGUGACCAAAGCGCAUGAGAUGGAAAUUGCAGUUUAUUGGGAUGCUGUGCUUAAUCAUAAGGCUGCGGCUGAUUAUGUAGAGAAAUGCGUUGCAGUCAUGGUUGACCCGAAAGAUUUAGAUCGGAGGAGAGUCAUCAGUGAGCCUCAGGAAAUAGAAGCCUGGUCGGGCUUUUCGUUUCCUGGUCGGGGAAACCAGUAUAGCAAAAUGAAAUACCAUUCUGAACAUUUUACUGGUGUUGAUUAUGAUGCCCACACUGGUCGAAAUGGGAUUUUCAAAAUAUUAGGUCCCAAAAACAAAGACUGGGCACGCGAUGUCAGCAACGAAAAUGGAAACUAUGACUAUUUAAUGUUUGCGGAUCUAGACCAUUCGAACCCGGAAGUUCGAGAAGACAUUAAGAGAUGGAUAGAAUGGCUUGGUGACCAGCUGCAUAUUUCUGGCCUAAGAUUUGACGCCGCAAAGCACUACUCAGCUGGAUUUUUGCGAGACUUCAUCAUCCAUAUUCAACAAACUGUUGGCGCUGGUUGGUUUUUUGUAGCUGAAUAUUGGAAAGCAGAAGUCUGGGAGCUUUUAAAUUACCUGGGACGAAUGGGUUAUCUCGUGUCGUUAUUUGAUGCGCCAUUGGUCCAUCAAUUUUCUUACAUUUCAACCACUGAAGGCGCUGAUUUGCGCAGAGUUUUCGAGGGAAGUUUGGUGAAGUAUAAGCAGAAACAUGCUGUGACGUUUGUCAUGAACCAUGAUACGCAACCAUCCCAAUCACUCGAGGUACCAAUAGCGGAAUUCUUCAAGCCACUCGCUUACUCCCUAAUUCUCCUCCGCAGGGAAGGCUACCCCUGCCUGUUCUACGGUGACUUGUAUGGCCUUUGCGGCGGCUGCGAAGGCAUUCUUAGGCCGUCAUGUAAUGGCCAACUGGCUAAUCUCUCGCUUGCUCGGAAGCUGUACGCGUAUGGUCAACAGCGGGAUUAUUUCAAUAAAAGGAAUUGCAUUGCCACCAAAACCCCACACCAAGUUCCCAGUAGCAUCACAGUUAACAUGUCUUUGUCAGGGUUUGUCCGCAUGGGCGACUCAGCCCACCCUCAUGGCCUCGCUUGCGUGCUCAGUAACGGCCCUGCAGAUACGAAGCGCAUGAACGUAGGAAAGUCACAUGCGGGCAGUGUAUGGACAGAGGUUUACGGGAGCUGUCGCUCGAAAGUAACGAUAGAUCGCCGCGGGUAUGGGAUUUUUGGUGUCGUUUCGUAUAGCGUGAGCGUUUGGGUCCGAGAGGACGCCACUGGGAGGGACAGUUUUGGGAAGUUGUAUGUGGAUUUUCUUUUCGUUUCCAUUUUCCCUCUCCUUAACUAA
This is a messenger RNA of Paracoccidioides lutzii Pb01, 1689 nucleotides long. RefSeq names its product alpha-amylase. The record is from RefSeq and is a predicted model, not a curated record. Bases 1 to 1689 code for a protein of 562 amino acids. Gene Ontology annotation, molecular function: hydrolase activity, hydrolyzing O-glycosyl compounds; calcium ion binding. The transcript has 7 exons. Gene Ontology annotation, biological process: carbohydrate metabolic process.